CCCAUGAGCACCAUGCGCCUGCUGACACUCGCCCUGCUUUUCUCCUGCUCCUUUGCCCGCGCUGCCUGCGACCCCAAGAUCGUCAACAUCGGAGCUGUGCUGAGCACGAGGAAGCACGAGCAGAUGUUUCGUGAGGCCGUGAACCAGGCCAACAAGCGGCAUGGCUCCUGGAAGAUCCAACUCAAUGCCACCUCCGUCACCCACAAACCCAACGCCAUCCAGAUGGCCCUGUCGGUGUGCGAGGACCUCAUCUCCAGCCAGGUCUACGCCAUCCUAGUUAGCCACCCACCUACCCCCAACGACCACUUCACUCCCACCCCCGUCUCCUACACAGCCGGCUUCUACCGCAUCCCCGUCCUGGGGCUGACCACCCGUAUGUCCAUCUAUUCAGACAAGAGCAUACACCUGAGCUUCCUUCGCACGGUGCCGCCUUACUCCCACCAGUCCAGUGUGUGGUUCGAGAUGAUGCGCGUCUACAGCUGGAACCACAUCAUCCUCCUGGUCAGCGACGACCACGAGGGCAGGGCCGCGCAGAAGCGCCUGGAGACGCUGCUGGAGGAGCGCGAGUCCAAGAGUAAAAAAAGGAACUAUGAAAACCUCGACCAACUGUCCUAUGACAACAAGCGCGGACCCAAGGCUGAGAAGGUGCUGCAGUUCGACCCGGGGACCAAGAAUGUGACGGCCCUGCUGAUGGAGGCGCGGGAGCUGGAGGCCCGGGUCAUCAUCCUCUCUGCCAGCGAGGACGAUGCUGCCACCGUGUACCGCGCAGCCGCGAUGCUGAACAUGACCGGCUCCGGGUACGUGUGGCUGGUGGGGGAGCGCGAGAUCUCAGGGAACGCUCUGCGCUACGCCCCGGACGGCAUCAUCGGAUUGCAGCUCAUCAAUGGCAAGAACGAGUCAGCGCACAUCAGCGACGCCGUGGGCGUCGUGGCCCAGGCUGUGCACGAACUCCUGGAGAAGGAGAACAUCACCGACCCGCCCCGGGGCUGCGUGGGCAAUACCAACAUCUGGAAGACAGGGCCGCUCUUCAAGAGAGUGCUGAUGUCUUCCAAGUAUGCAGACGGGGUGACAGGCCGCGUGGAGUUCAAUGAGGAUGGGGAUCGGAAGUUUGCUAACUACAGCAUCAUGAACCUGCAAAACCGCAAGCUGGUGCAAGUGGGCAUCUACAACGGCACCCAUGUCAUCCCCAAUGACAGGAAGAUCAUCUGGCCAGGUGGAGAGACAGAGAAGCCCCGAGGGUACCAGAUGUCCACCAGGCUGAAGAUUGUGACCAUCCACCAGGAGCCUUUCGUGUACGUCAAGCCCACGCUGAGCGAUGGCACAUGCAAGGAGGAGUUCACCGUCAAUGGGGACCCGGUCAAGAAAGUGAUCUGCACUGGACCCAACGACACGUCGCCGGGCAGCCCUCGCCACACAGUGCCUCAGUGCUGCUACGGCUUCUGCAUCGAUCUGCUCAUCAAGCUGGCGCGCACCAUGAACUUCACCUACGAGGUGCACCUGGUGGCUGACGGCAAGUUCGGCACUCAAGAGCGGGUGAACAACAGCAAUAAGAAGGAGUGGAACGGGAUGAUGGGCGAGCUGCUCAGCGGGCAGGCGGACAUGAUCGUGGCGCCGCUGACCAUCAACAACGAACGCGCGCAGUACAUCGAGUUCUCCAAGCCCUUCAAGUACCAGGGCCUGACCAUUCUGGUCAAGAAGGAGAUCCCCCGUAGCACGCUGGACUCGUUCAUGCAGCCCUUCCAGAGCACGCUGUGGCUGCUGGUGGGGUUGUCGGUGCACGUGGUGGCCGUGAUGCUGUACCUGCUGGACCGCUUCAGCCCCUUCGGCCGGUUCAAAGUGAACAGUGAAGAGGAGGAGGAAGACGCGCUGACCCUGUCUUCAGCCAUGUGGUUCUCCUGGGGCGUCCUGCUCAACUCGGGUAUCGGGGAAGGCGCCCCCCGAAGCUUCUCAGCGCGCAUCCUGGGCAUGGUGUGGGCCGGCUUCGCCAUGAUCAUCGUGGCCUCCUAUACCGCCAACCUGGCGGCCUUCCUGGUGCUGGACCGGCCGGAGGAGCGCAUCACGGGCAUCAACGACCCACGGCUGAGGAAUCCCUCGGACAAGUUCAUCUACGCGACGGUGAAGCAGAGCUCGGUGGACAUCUACUUCCGGCGGCAGGUGGAGCUGAGCACCAUGUACCGACACAUGGAGAAGCACAACUACGAGAGCGCCGCCGAGGCCAUCCAGGCCGUGCGGGACAACAAGCUUCACGCCUUCAUCUGGGACUCGGCAGUGCUGGAGUUCGAGGCCUCGCAGAAGUGCGACCUAGUGACCACUGGCGAGCUGUUCUUCCGCUCGGGCUUUGGCAUCGGCAUGCGCAAGGACAGCCCCUGGAAGCAGAACGUCUCCCUGUCCAUCCUCAAGUCCCAUGAGAAUGGCUUCAUGGAAGAUCUGGACAAGACAUGGGUGCGGUACCAGGAGUGUGACUCUCGCAGCAACGCCCCUGCUACCCUCACCUUUGAGAACAUGGCAGGGGUCUUCAUGCUGGUGGCUGGGGGCAUCGUGGCCGGGAUCUUCCUGAUCUUCAUUGAGAUAGCCUACAAGCGACACAAGGACGCUCGCCGGAAGCAGAUGCAGCUAGCGUUCGCAGCCGUGAACGUGUGGAGAAAGAACCUGCAGCAGUACCAUCCCACUGAUAUCACGGGCACGCUCAACCUCUCAGAUCCCUCGGUCAGCACCGUGGUGUGAGGCCCCCGGAGGCGCCCACCUGCCCAGUUAGCCCGGCCAAGGACACUGAUGGGUCCUGCUGCUCGGGAAGGCCUGAGGGAAGCCCACCCGCCCAAGACUGCCCACCCUGGGCCUCCCGUCUGUCUGUCUGCCCUGCUGCCGGGCGGGCAGCCCCUGCUGGACCGAGGCUCGGACCAGAGCGGCUGAGGACAGGCCAGAGCUGAGCUGGCUGGGCAGGGCCACAGGGCACUCCGGCAGAGGCAGGGCCCUGGGGUCUCUAAGCAGUGGGGGAGAGGGGCUAACCUGGCCCUGGAGGGGUUUGGAGCAGAGACUGAAGCCCCAGCCUUCCCCGGCCACUACCAGAGCCACAGUGGGGGUGCGAGGCCCAACUGGCUGGGCCACCCCCUCCUCCAGCGCCUGCUCUUGGCUUGGCAGCCUCGGCUCCACCCCUCUCCUCCUCUUACCCUCGUCCCUUCUCGGCCUGACCCCCCCUCCAUCCAGCUGGCCCUGCCCCUCCCCAAAGGCAGACUCUGACCCUCAGCGGACAGCUGCCUCCUGGGAGCGCGCUG
Molecule: messenger RNA, 3272 nt
Organism: Odobenus rosmarus divergens (Pacific walrus)
Lineage: Eukaryota; Metazoa; Chordata; Mammalia; Carnivora; Odobenidae
Gene: GRIN1
Product: glutamate receptor, ionotropic, N-methyl D-aspartate 1
Exons: 20
Coding region: 4-2724 (906 amino acids)
Biological process (GO): monoatomic ion transport; ionotropic glutamate receptor signaling pathway; chemical synaptic transmission
Cellular component (GO): plasma membrane; synapse; NMDA selective glutamate receptor complex
Molecular function (GO): NMDA glutamate receptor activity
Source: RefSeq, a predicted model, not a curated record